Molecule: messenger RNA, 1607 nt
Organism: Ochotona curzoniae (black-lipped pika)
Lineage: Eukaryota; Metazoa; Chordata; Mammalia; Lagomorpha; Ochotonidae
Gene: ARFGAP1
Product: ADP ribosylation factor GTPase activating protein 1
Exons: 13
Coding region: 83-1321 (412 amino acids)
Biological process (GO): regulation of endocytosis; regulation of ARF protein signal transduction
Cellular component (GO): Golgi membrane
Molecular function (GO): GTPase activator activity
Source: RefSeq, a predicted model, not a curated record
CGCUCAACGUAGCCGGAAGCGGGUGACCGCCGGCCAUCGGGCGCCGCGUCGUGGUCCCGGAGCCGGCCCGCCCGCCAGAGCCAUGGCCAGCCCCAGGACCCGGAAGGUUCUCAAGGAAGUCAGGGUACAGGAUGAGAACAAUGUCUGUUUCGAGUGUGGCGCGUUCAACCCCCAGUGGGCCAGCGUGACCUACGGCGUCUGGAUCUGCCUGGAGUGCUCAGGGAGACACCGCGGGCUGGGUGUGCACCUCAGCUUUGUGCGCUCCGUGACGAUGGACAAGUGGAAAGAGGUUGAGCUGGAGAAGAUGAAGGUUGGUGGCAAUGCCAAGUUCCGGGAGUUCCUGGAGUCACAGGAAGACUACGACCCCAGCUGGUCCCUGCAGGACAAGUACAACAGCAGGGCUGCAGCCCUGUUCCGGGACAAGGUGGCAACUCUGGCUGAAGGCAGAGCAUGGUCCCUGGAGUCAUCGCCUGCCCAAAAUUGGACCCCACCGCAGCCCAGGACACCUUCAGCCUCUUCCUGCCGGGCCUCUGGGCAGCCUCAGAACGUGGGCGCCUCCUCAGAGAAGGCCUUCGAGGACUGGCUCAACGAUGACCUCGGCUCCUGUCAUGGGGCCCCAGAGAACCGCUAUGUGGGAUUUGGGAACACGGUGCCACCCCUGAAGAGAGAGGAUGACUUCCUCCACAGCGCCAUGUCCUCCCUUUACUCGGGCUGGAGCAGUUUCACCACCGGAGCGAGCAAGUUUGCCUCAGCAGCUAAGGAGGGUGCUACCAAGUUUGGAUCCCAAGCAAGUCAGAAGGCCUCGGAGCUGGGUCACAGCCUGAAUGAGAAUAUUCUCCGACCUGCGCAGGAGAAGGUCAAGGAGGGCAGACUGCUUGAGGACAUGUCCACUGGGGUCUCUCAGUUGGCGUCCAAGGUGCAGGGCGCCGGCAGCAAGGGCUGGCGGGAUGUUACCACCUUCUUCUCGGGGAAGGCGGAGGACUCCUCAGAGAGCGUUCCUGUGGGCCCCGGUGCCCGGGACGGUGGUGGCGAUAGCCUCCAGAGUAGCAGCGCCCUGGACCAGAACUUCUGGGAGAGCUUCGGGAGCCCCGAGCCCCCCAAGGCCGCGUCCCCAAGCAGCGACAGCUGGACCUGCGCCGAUGCCUCCACCGAGAAGCGGAGCUCAGACAGCUGGGAUGUGUGGGGUUCGUCCAACCGCAACAGCAACAGUGAUGGCUGGGAGAGCUGGGAGGGCACCGGCAGUGAGGCCAGGGUCAAGGCUGCCAAGAAGGCCACACCCCUGGCCCCUGCUGAUGAGGACUGGGACAACCAGAACUGGUAGGGCCCGCUGUGCCAGCCCUCUGCUACAGUGACCACCACAGCUGCCCUUGCUCCUCAUUCCUCCUGCUUGGCUGAGAGCAGCCAUGGAGUGAAGAUGGCACCUUGGGGCCAGCCCGCCUGCCUGGCAUGGAGCGCCUGGCGCGUGGGGCAGGUGUGGGAGCCCAGGGCCUGGGGGUCAGUGCGUGAUGCCACCAGGACCCUCCUGCCAGCGCCCUCUGCACAGGCACUUGGGGCGGGCAGGCAGGCGGGAGUGCAAGUGUUCGUGUCAUUGAAAUGUUUUUAACUCA